AUGGAUCUGUUCAGUAAGGCGUUGCAAGGUGUAGAGAAUGUUGAAGAGGCGGACCUGCGGCUGCCUCCUGUGACGGAUGACGGUAGUAACGGUGACUCUGCAGCGCAGAGUACAGUGAACAGUGAGGUUCCAGCAGGUGAGGGUGGGGCGGAGGAGCCACCAGCAGAUCAGCCGCGUGAGGGUGCUGAGGUUGUCAGUGGGAAGGGGGAGGCUGCGGAGGUCUCGGUCGAUGCUGCCUCUUCCGCAGACUCUGACAGCAGUAGUUCUGGAUCGGACUCUGGGUCUGAGUCUGGGACUGGGUCUGAUGCAGACGGCGCGGAGGAGGAAGAUGUUCCCCUGGACGAGGAGGAGGACGAAGCUGACGGUGUUGCACCCAUUCGGUCCAAACACGAAAUUGCUGAGGAACCCGUAGAGGAGAUCCCAGAAAACUAUAAAAUUGAUGAAAAUACCAGUAUAUUGGAAAUUGGUGCCAUAAAAUCCAUUUUGGAUUCUAACAUCAUUAUCCAUGGUGCCCUCUCUGGUGAGAAGAGGGUUCUUAAGGAGGGGUCGAUUCUUUGUCUUGGAGACAGGAACGUGAUCGGAUCACUCACUGAGGUGUUUGGACAACUGCAUAAUCCCUACUACAGAGUCAGAAUUCCAGCAGAGAAGAAGGAGUUAUUGGAGUCCUUGGGGGGAAAGAUCGGGGAAAAGGCGUAUAUUGUCGUCCCGGAUGCACACUGGGUGGACACUUUUGAAUUGAAACGGAUGAAAGGUACGGAUGCGUCAAACGGGUUUGACGAAGAGCUGCCCGAGGAUGAACAAGAGUUUUCGGAUGAUGAAAUGGAGGCAAGAGCUAAGAAGGCCAAGAAGGAUCAAAAGAAAAAGAGAAAACCUGCCGCAAGCGCGGGUGACAACGAUCGCCAUACUGCACCAAACAGAAAUCAGACACCACAGUACAAGAAAAUGAGGCCGCCAAUAAAUAUGGUGAACCCUCAAAACAAUUAUAGAUCAAGAAACUCUCGGGAGGGUGGCAAGGUAGACCAUAAUCCGCAGGCAAAAGAGCAGUUCGUGACUCAAGAAAGACCAGCACAACUGCCUGUUCCAUCGCAACCACCAGUGCCGCAAUCAUAUCCAUAUAUUCCACAGCAGCAGCAACAGCAUCAUCAACCAUAUAUGCAGUAUGGUAUGGCGCCAGCUCCUCCAUUUCAACUACAACCGCAGAUGAUGCCGUACCCGCACCAACAGGGCAUGUACAUUCCACCACCUCAUCAGCAACAACAAUUUCCAAAUAUGCAUUACAACGGCACUAAUCCACAGAUGAUGCCUCAAUCAUCUCCAAACCCAGGAGCGCCGCAACAGAACAUGGCUCAGAUUUAUCAACUGCAUCAAUUACUGCUGCAACAGCAACAAAAUCAACAGAGGCAGCAGCCGUACCCAUCAACUUUGAACCAACAGCAACAACAACAGCAAAAUCAACAGCAAAAUGGUGAUAGCGAUAUUCCAUACUAG
This is a messenger RNA of Huiozyma naganishii CBS 8797, 1488 nucleotides long. RefSeq names its product RNA-binding snoRNP assembly protein (gene NAF1). The coding region runs from base 1 to 1488 and encodes 495 amino acids. Gene Ontology annotation, biological process: ribosome biogenesis; box H/ACA snoRNP assembly; pseudouridine synthesis. The record is from RefSeq and is a predicted model, not a curated record. The transcript has a single exon. Gene Ontology annotation, molecular function: RNA binding. Gene Ontology annotation, cellular component: sno(s)RNA-containing ribonucleoprotein complex. Lineage: Eukaryota; Fungi; Ascomycota; Saccharomycetes; Saccharomycetales; Saccharomycetaceae.